Beauveria bassiana ARSEF 2860 is the source of this 1197-nucleotide messenger RNA. Its product is annotated as tRNA synthetase class I. The record is from RefSeq and is a predicted model, not a curated record. Gene Ontology annotation, biological process: tyrosyl-tRNA aminoacylation. The transcript has 5 exons. Gene Ontology annotation, molecular function: ATP binding; tyrosine-tRNA ligase activity. Lineage: Eukaryota; Fungi; Ascomycota; Sordariomycetes; Hypocreales; Cordycipitaceae. Bases 1 to 1197 code for a protein of 398 amino acids.
AUGGCGACCACCACACAAACAAAGGACGAACGCCUAGCGCUGAUCAAAGAGAACCUGGCCGAGGUGCUGAACCAAGAGAUUAUCGAAAAAAUUCUCGAUGAAGGCCGCAACCCAAAGAUCUACUGGGGCACGGCCACCACCGCGCCGCCUCACUGCGGAUACUUUGUACCGGCCAUCAAGAUUGCUCAGCUCCUUGCCGCUGGCUGCGAGAUGACGAUCCUCCUCGCCGAUAUCCACGCCUUCCUUGACAACCUCAAGGCGCCGAUCGAAAUGGUGGAGCAGCGCGCACAGUACUACCGCUUCAUGAUCACGGCCAUUCUUGAGGCCGUGGGCAUCCCCACCGACAAGCUCAAGUUUGUACUCGGUAGCUCCUACCAAAAGACAUCCGACUACGUGAUGGACGUGUACCGCAUGGCCUCGGUCGUGUCGGAGCACGAUGCCCGCCGCGCGGGGUCGGAGACGGUCAAGCAGUCGGCCAACCCCCCACUGAGUGGUCUUCUCUACCCCGUGUUGCAGAUUCUCGACGAGCAGUACCUAGACGUCGAUGCACAGUUUGGAGGCAUGGACCAAAGGAAGUUGUUCAUCGCCGCCAAGGAGUGGCUGCCCAAGCUUGGAUACAGAGAGCGUGCUCACUUAAUGAACCCGCUGGUCCCUGGUCUCCAGGGUGCCAAGAUGAGCUCCAGCGACCCCAACAGCAAGAUUGACCUGCUCGACACCGAGGAUGCCAUUCGAAAGAAGAUUAGCAAGGCCGAGUGCGCCCCCACGGUUGUAGAAGGUAACGGUGUUCUCGCCUUCACCGAGUUUGUGCUGCUUCCUGCUGCCGCCCUCAGAGGCAAGAAGGAGUUUACCGUCCCUCGCCGCGACGACACUCCUCUCGUCUACACCAGCAUCGAACAGAUGCACGAGGAUUUCAAGAAUGACAAGCUUACUCCCCAAGCUCUCAAGCCUGCCGUUGCCCAGGCCCUUGUCGAUCUAACCGCGCCCAUUCGCAACGCUUUCGAAAAUUCGCAGGAGUGGAAAGACAUUACUCUCAAGGCCUACCCUCCACCCGAGAAGAAGGUGAAGAAGGUUAAGGACAAGGGAACCCGCUUCCCCGGCCGCCCCAAGCCCGCCGCCGAUGGUCAGCCAGCUGAGGGUGGUGCCACAAGGACGAAGGUGGCUGGCGACGUGUCAACUGCGGCCGAGCCCGCUGCAUAA